AUGCUGCGCAACCUGCCCCGCUGGCUGACGCAGAAAGGCCUCGUGGACGAGAUCCACGCCAGCGGCUUCGAGGGCCGUUGCGACUUCUGCUACGUGCCGCAGGACUUCCAAUCGAAGGUGAACCACGGGCACGCCUUUGUCAACCUCACGUCGCCAGAGGCGGCAGCGGAGUUCCUGCGAGAGUGGCAGCAGAAGCGGCACUUCUCCUCGGCGUGGCGCCUCCAGUCGCCCAUCAACAUCUCCACGGCCAGAGUCCAGGGCCUCGCCGCAAACAUGUCCAGCCCGCGCAUGAGGCGCGUGCGCAACUCGACCUUCAGGCCCUUCGUGCUGGAAGGCAGAGCCGCGGGGCUUCGCAUCGACGCGCGCGGCCCGUGA
Messenger RNA from Prorocentrum cordatum, 375 nucleotides. The record is from the annotation of a GenBank genome assembly. Lineage: Eukaryota; Dinophyceae; Prorocentrales; Prorocentraceae.